AUUACUUGCAUGAAGAAAAUGAGCAUAUGCAAAAUUCUAUGAAUCAAAUUAUCCCCCUAACUAAACAACUAAAUGAUUUAAAUAAUAAGCUUGGCUACCAAAUUACUUGUGAACGAAAGUCUCGUGCUAAUCUUAAUGCCAAGCAGUUAAAAGAAAUAGAAUUGCUAAAGUCUGAGAUUAAUUUGAAGGAUUUUGAAAUUACCUCUUUUGAGGCUAGAAUAAAUGAAUUGGAGGCUGAGUUAGAACAAACAGCACAAAAAGCUUUAUUAAAGGAUACCGAUACUAUCCCGUCACUUCAUAAGAUUAAGGUGAAGGAAUUGAAAAAUGAACUAGAGCAAGUUACGCAAAAUUUAUCAUUUAGAGAUAGAUUAAUUUUCUGUCUCUGA
This is a messenger RNA of Dentiscutata heterogama, 386 nucleotides long. NCBI's taxonomy places the organism in Eukaryota, Fungi, Glomeromycota, Glomeromycetes, Diversisporales, Gigasporaceae. The record is from the annotation of a GenBank genome assembly.